AUCUGAGUAGUGUUUCCCCUUUCACCAUUCCUGUACCGGUAAACCCUAAACCCGACGCCGCCAUGGCCGCCGCCGUCCGCCUCGUACUGCGCCGCCGCCUCUCCACGGCCACAGCCACAGCUCCGCCGCCCACCCCAGGAUCCAUCCUUAACCCGUCCUCCCCAUCCACCCCGCUCACCUCGCGGCAGAAGAGCCGCCUCGCCAUCUCCCUCCUCAAGACCAGCCCGCCGCCGCCCCCCGACCAGAUCCUCUCCAUCUGCCGCGCCGCGGCGCUCUCCCCGGACUCCCACCUUGACCGCGUGGCCCUCUCGCUCGCUGCCUCGAAGCUCUCCUCCGCCCCGGACUCCCUCCGCGACCUCGCGUCCUCCCUCAUUCCCCACCACGCCCCCCACGCCAUCGCGCUCUACGGUCAGGCCGGUCUCCUCCCCGACGCCAUAUCCACAUUCAAGUCCUCCCCGUCAACUCGCUCCCUCAACGCCCUCCUCUUCGCCUGCCUCGUCUCUGGAAAUCAUGCCGAGGCUGCCCGCGUCUUCCAGACCUUCCCCGAUGCACACUUCGUCAGGCCCAACACCGAGACCUUCAACACCAUUAUCAAGUCCUUCGCCGAGUCCGGCACCACAAGGUCCUUCUACUCGGUUCUCGAUGAAAUGUGCAAGAAGGGCGUGAAGCCCACCGCCGCUACGUUUACUACAGCGAUUGCUGGUUUUUACAAGGAGGAGCGAUUUGAUGAUGUAGGGAAGGUGAUUGAGCUCAUGAAGAAGCACCGGUGUGGCGAGACGCUGCCAGUGUUCAAUGUUAGGGUCCAGGGGCUGUGCAAAAUUGGUCGCAGUGGCGAGGCAAAGGCAUUACUGAAUCAGAUGAUGAAGAAAGGCAUAAAGCCGAACUGGUUAACUUAUAAUCAUUUGAUUUAUGGAUUCUGUAAGGAGGGGGAUUUGGAGGAAGCUAUGCGGCUAUACAAGGAGAUGGCGAAGAAAGGACUCGUUGGUGACAGUAGAUUCUAUUUCACGCUUGUUUAUUACCUUUGCAAGGGUGGUGAUUUUGAUGCUGCCGUUGGGGUGUACAAUGACGUAGCAGCUAGGAAUUGGGUCCCAUGUUUUUCGACCAUGAAGAUGCUUGUGAAUGGGCUUGCUGGAAGCUCAAGGGUUGACGAGGCAAAAGGUAUAAUUGAGAAGAUGAAGGAGAAAUUCCCAGAUAGGGCUGAAGCGUGGAAGGAAGUAGAGGAGGCUUUGCCUCAAUAGAACAGCAAAUGGACAAACUUACAGAUGAACAAUGUUGGCCAUUGAUUCAAUCGAAUCGUUGAACAUGUCUUUUCAGAAUGCUUGUCAAUGCUGCAGACGUGGUUGAUCGGGAACUGCACCAAUAUUUGAUCGAUUGGCUUGAGCAGAGAUUUGUUGCAUCCGCUAGUCCCAACCGUGGCGACAAUAAUUUUAUCAUGGAUAACUUGGGCGUUUGAAAGUACAUCUUAGUGAAGAUCUGCCAAAUAUGUUCUGGUCCUUCUGGACACUAUUAUCUGGUAUGUUUACUUGUUACAAACUAGUUCGGUUCAGGAGACCGAUAUAAUAAUGAUACCUUCUUGCUUUUGUCCUUUUUACAUGUCUUGUUUCAAGCCAGUCUGCCACUAUGCUGGUAUGGCUCAAAGGAACUCCGCAAGUUCGAAACACACCACUA
Molecule: messenger RNA, 1668 nt
Organism: Oryza brachyantha (malo sina)
Lineage: Eukaryota; Viridiplantae; Streptophyta; Magnoliopsida; Poales; Poaceae
Product: pentatricopeptide repeat-containing protein At1g61870, mitochondrial
Exons: 2
Coding region: 63-1238 (391 amino acids)
Molecular function (GO): protein binding
Source: RefSeq, a predicted model, not a curated record